AUGUCGGGAGAGCCUCUCAGAUCAGUGGCUGGCAAGUCCUCCCAUCCUCUCUGCCCCAGAGCCCCUCAGGUCAGUGGCUGGCAAGUCCUCCCAUCCUCUCUGCCCCAGAGCCCCUCAGGUCAGUGGCUGGCAAGUCCUCCCAUCCUCUCUGCCCCAGAGCCCCUCAGGUGCAAGGUCGGUGUGCAUCCUUGGUGCAGCCCCAGGAUUCCUGCAGGACCAGCCACGGCCAGGAGCAGCGUUGCAAUGGAGGGUGCGAGGCCAGGCAACAGCAGGAGCAGCAGCAGUAGUAACAGUCUGGAGCAGCAGGUGACCCAAGGCGGGAGGACCUACACUUGUGACCACUGCGGCAAAGUGUGCUCCACCAAGGCUGCCAUUGCCAGACACGUCCUCUCCCAUGCCAGCAAGACAAGGCUGAGAGGCAGGAGUGGCCCCGCUGAACACACUGCCACCCACACUGGUGGCAGGAACCACAAGUGUGACCUCUGCGGGAAGACAUUUGUCCUGAAGAGUCAUCUUGCCUCACACAUCCUCACCCACACUGGGGAGAGAAAGUUCCAGUGCCUGGAGUGUGGGAAAAGAUUUACCAUGAAGAGUUCCCUUAACACACACAUCCUCACCCACACUGGGGAGAGAAAGUUCCAGUGCCUGGAGUGUGGGAAAAGAUUUACCCUGAAGAGUAAUCUUAACACACACAUCCUCACCCACACUGGGGAGAGAAAGUUUCAGUGCCUGGAGUGUGGGAAAAGAUUUACCCGGAAGGGUUCCCUUAACACACACAACCUCACCCACACUGGGGAGAGAAAGUUCCAGUGCCUGGAGUGUGGGAAAAGAUUUACCCGGAAGGGUUCCCUUAACACACACAUCCUCACCCACACUGGGGAGAGAAAGUUCCAGUGCCUGGAGUGUGGGAAAAGAUUUACCUGGAAGGGUUCCCUUAACACACACAUCCUCACCCACACUGGGGAGAGAAAGUUCCAGUGCCUGGAGUGUGGGAAAAGAUUUACCCAGGAGAGUCAUCUUAACACACACAUCCUCACCCACACUGGGGAGAGAAAGUUCCAGUGCCUGGAGUGUGGGAAAAGAUUUACCCGGAAGGGUACUCUUGAGAGACACAUCCUCACCCACACUGGGGAGAGAAAGUUCCAGUGCCUGGAGUGUGGGAAAAGAUUUACCCGGAAGGGUACUCUUGAGAAACACAUCCUCACCCACACUGGGGAGAGAAAGUUCCAGUGCCUGGAGUGUGGGAAAAGAUUUACCCGGAAGGGUACUCUUGAGAGACACAUCCUCACCCACACUGGGGAGAGAAAGUUCCAGUGCCUGGAGUGUGGGAAAAGAUUUACCCAGAAGGGUACUCUUGACAGACACAUCCUCACCCACACUGGAAAGAAGAAGAGAAAACAUCCAAAAUCAUAGCUGUUGCAGUCCCCGGUGACUCCGGCCUCAGUAGAGCUGAAAGGCACAAAACUACAAAAUAUCACGACCUAAAAAGUGACCUGGGAACAACAUGGUCGCCAAUGGACACCGGUAUAAUACCAGUGGUGGUGUGGGCGACAGGGCUAAUGAAGAAAACCUGGAGAGCUGCCUGGAGGCAAUCCCCGGUCGCCCAAGUGCCCACGAGGUACACACAGCUGCGGUCAAGGGAACGGUCACCACGCUGAACAGAGCCCUCGGAUGCAAUGCCGGCGCUGCUGAGGGUGUGACCGCUAACACCAGGCUUGGGGCCCAUUGCACUCACCAGACAACAAAACAGGAAAGUGCAGAAAACGGGGAGAGAAUGUUCCCGUGCCUGCAGUGUGGGAAAAGAUUUACCCACAAAGGUAAUCUUAACACACACAUCCUCACCCACACUGGGGCUUGUACAAACUCAGUGCACCCUGAGUGUAGGAAGACAGAAGGAAACAGAAACAGAAGGAUCUGCUCUGAACCACCCUGGAGAGAGAAACUGCAGCAGAGGAUCACCCAUCAAAGAGAAGAAAUCUGGCAGAUAACAAGCUUCCUGCAAGACCAAAACCACACAAGGAACCUCCUCAAGAAAACAGACAGAAUGACAGGAAGGCGCAGCGCAAGCAACGGCCGGCCGGGCGGAAGACCGGCAGGGGCCGAGCCCCGGCCGAAGCCUUGGCACCACAGAUGAGGACAAAGACAAGAAAAUAAAGGCCAGAAAGAUGAAGAGGCAGCUUGCAGAAAAGCCAGGGGUGGUGUGCAGACACAUGGCAAAGACCUCAACAGAAGUACAAGACCCACCCGAGAAAGAAGUGGCCGAGGGAUGCUGCAGGCCACUGCUGGAAGACCCCACGCAGCAUCAGGCAGCCCCGGGGAUACAGACCACCACGGUUAAACACACAAGUAAACAACAACAAUGCCAGCUGUUCAACUUACACAGGAAGGUCUGCUGAGAAAGAGAGUGAGUCAAUGCAGCAAGUUUGAGGCUCCAGGUGUAGACAAAGCCCCAAGUUAACUCUUGCAUUAGGGAGGUGGACAGAAUAGUGGUGAAAGAUUGAGAAUACUGGUUAACUCUUGCAUUAGGGAGGUGGACUGAUAAGUGGUGAAAGACUGAGAAUACUGGUUAACUAUUGCAUUAGGGAGGUCAACAGAAUACUGGUUAAAUCUUGCAUCAGGGAGGUGGACAAAAUAGUGGUGAAAGAUUGAGAAUACUGGUUAACUCUUGCAUCAAGGAAGUGGACAGAAUAGUGGUGAAAGAUUGAGAAUACUGGUUAAAUCUUGCAUCAGGGAGGUGGACAGAAUAGUGGUGAAAGAUUGAGAAUACUGGUUAACUCUUGCAUCAGGUAGGUGGACAGAAUAGUGGUGAAAGAUUGAGAAUACUGGUUAACUCUUGCAUCAGGGAGGUGGACAGAAUAGUGGUGAAAGAUUGAGAAUAAUGGUUAACUCUUGCAUCAGGGAGGUGGACAGAAUAGUGAUAAAAGAUUGAGGAUACUGGUUAACUCUUGCAUCAGAGAGGUGGACAGGAUAGUGGUGGAAGAUUGAGAAUACUGGUUAACUCUUGCAUCAGGGUGGAGACAAUAGUGGUGAGAAAGUAAGGCCUCUUAUCAAAUUAUAUUGAGAUUUUUUGGCCAAAUAGGAGUAUAUAAAAUUUCAAUAAAAUUGCUAGCAAGAUCUGCCCCCAAGCUUGAAAGAGGCAGAGACAGCAAGGAAGUGGUUCUCAGAGUGGGGUGUGACGAAUAGACUGCAUCAGUAGUCAGUAGGGAGCUGUGAAAGAAGACUGCAGCAGUGUGUGGACAGAGAUGGCAGGUGGAAAUAGAUAGGCGUGUUUUGUACAGGGACUGCCACUUGUAGGUGUGAUGGCUUCCUGCUCCAGCUCUUGUGUUCUUGUGUACUACUGCUACUUGGAAGGCUCUGCAAUGGUGCCACCUUGUCCACUGCAACACACUUGUCCUCCAAUGUACGAUAAUGUACCAAGGUCCUUAAGAAUGGCAUUUAUUGAUUUUAUGAUCAUUAUUAUUAUUUAUUUAUUUUUUUACAGUGUCUCUCUUAAAUAGAAAAACAAUAAUAAAAAGUGUAAUAUAUA
Scylla paramamosain (green mud crab) is the source of this 3526-nucleotide messenger RNA. RefSeq names its product gastrula zinc finger protein XlCGF57.1-like. Gene Ontology annotation, cellular component: nucleus. NCBI's taxonomy places the organism in Eukaryota, Metazoa, Arthropoda, Malacostraca, Decapoda, Portunidae. Bases 1 to 1413 code for a protein of 470 amino acids. The transcript is spliced from 3 exons. Gene Ontology annotation, molecular function: RNA polymerase II cis-regulatory region sequence-specific DNA binding; DNA-binding transcription factor activity, RNA polymerase II-specific. Gene Ontology annotation, biological process: regulation of transcription by RNA polymerase II. The record is from RefSeq and is a predicted model, not a curated record.